AUGAAACCAUACCUCAUGAACAUUUCUGAUAAGUAUUUACGCAAAAUAACAAGUAAAGCAAGAAAAAUUCUUAAGCUAUUCGGAUGGGAAUAUGAUACUAUAAUCCAGGAAAAAGAGUUGAAAUCAAUAGAGAUAAGUGCCUCAGAUAUUGAAAUCUCACCUAAUAAUACGACUCAAAUCUCCAUUCACAAAGUGACUACCUCCAGCAAUUCCUCUGAUGUUGAUAAAAUAAGUGGAGAAGUCUCACGCAGUGAAAAUAUUAUUACAUCUAAAUCUUUAUCGGAGGUGAGUAAUGAUCGAGAUUCUGACUAUGAAUACAAUUUUAAAGAUCACUUCGAUAACAGUGAAGAUGACUCACAGAGUGAGAAUACUAAUACAACUAAGGAUAAUGAAAAUAAUGAAGAUUUCUUCAAUAAUGAUGAAGAUGAUAACGAUAAAGGAGGGUCCUGUGAAUUUUCUGAUGAUAAUAAAGAAGGAUAUUAUUAUGAUUUAAAUAUCAGUGAAACUUAUACAAAAUCGGAUCAUUUAAUCUAUGCAUAUUAA
This is a messenger RNA of Ambispora gerdemannii, 543 nucleotides long. The record is from the annotation of a GenBank genome assembly. Lineage: Eukaryota; Fungi; Glomeromycota; Glomeromycetes; Archaeosporales; Ambisporaceae.